UGCAGUAUUUAUUCAGUGAGCAAGCCCAAUACACCAUACGAAGACAUGGCAUCAAUGUUGUGGAACAGUGCUUUACAGGAGAGGGCAAGCGAGUUACAUGAGGACACAUGGAAUAUUGUAUUUGAUGAGUCUAUAGUGGCACACACACCAGCUCCUGGUUGGUACCAGUACAUUUCUGGCUCCUUUGCACGGUUCAGCUGUUCUCUUUGUAAAAGAUCGUGGAUGUCUAAGAGAGUGCAGGUGGUGUUUCACUUCUAUCUGAACACAGCAAGCAGUCCUAAAAGUGGAACCAUUAAAGUGCGACGCUUCAAACAGAAAUGCAGGAGGUGUGCUGAAGCUCAGAUGGAGGAUCCAAACUUCCCAGUGGAAAACAUUGAUGUACUGGUUGAGAGACUGGUUGGAAAGAUCCGUAUGAGAUGCUAUAGGGAAAACCUGGGUGAAACAAACAGGGCCUCAAAGUUCCAUGGCAGAGUUAAUGGCCCUCAUGAAAGUUCUCACUGUGAAGCCUGUCGAGAAGGUGUCUGUAGUCAGGCCACCUGAGAUUGAUUCCACUGGUCUGCUCAGAACUGAUAAGUGAAUAAUUUGUAUUUAUUAUUAAUUGUUUUCCCAAUGAUAAUGUGAUAAACGUGGACACAAAUAAAUCUUGCUCAAAAAAAUUGUCAAUAUGAUAUUUGUUUUUAAAUAUCAUUGAAUCAUUGAAAGCUGUUGUAAUGUAGGAUGGACUUCAAAUAAAAGGGAAUCUUUUGAAAGGCGUUUCUUCAGUCUGCAGUGAUAAUACAGCCUAUAGUGAUAAUAUCUGAUGCUUUUACUGAACUUUAUGUAGACUCAAAAACAGUGAUAUCUGUAAUAAUAUAUUGUAAAUACAAAUUUUGAAGAGAUGGAGUUUUUGACAAAUGUCAAGAUUAUUUUGCACUUAGCUCUUGAUAUCAAUCUGAAUUGUCUUUGUGAUAAAUUCAAAUUAUUCUUCAUAAGGUCACAUGUUCAUAUAAUCUGCAUGAUGAAGGCAUACAGAUUUGGCUUGAAGUCCAAGACUCGACUCGUAAAUUCUUUGUAAACAUAAGUAAACAUAAAGUAAGUAAACAUAAAGAAAUACAGAGUACUGUUGAAGCAAGGUACAUGUUACUUUCUCAGCGCUGGCAGUGAUGGACAAGAUGGACCAAACAUUUGUGAUUAGAGGGCAUUUUAUUUUUUAUUUUAUUUUUUAAUUGCAGGGGUGGAUGUCCAUUUUUUUCAGAUCAUUGGAAUUAAUAGUACAGAUGUCCACAGUAAGACAAUAAAAGUCUCGAAAUUUGAAUGCGGCCGGUAAACUGGGCCUGUUGUUUUUCAAUGGUUAAAAUAGAAUCAAACCAAUAGAGCUUAAAUUAAUGUAUCUUUUUUGCAAAAUCCUGAAUUCCAACAAAUGUUAAAGGCUGAAAUCAAUGUUUAUAUGGAGACAAACUGGCCCUCAGUAUCCUCUGUGGGCGUGGCUUGGGAGGCACUUAAAGCGGUCCUUAGGGGUCAGAUCAUAGAGUAUGCCUCAUUCAUCAAAAAAUCCAAAGCACAAGAACUCGUAGAGUUGGAAGGGAAUAUUAAAAGUGCAGAGGCAGAGCUGAAGUGCCGAAUGUCAUCUGAUGGCCUCAGAGAAUUGACUCGAUUGAAAAACAGAUAUAACACUAUUUUGUCACGGAAGGUGGAGUUUUGGCUACUCAGGGCAAGACAGUUAUACUUUGAGUCGGGGGACAAAGCAGGAAAAAUUCUGGGUAGAUAUAUAAAGCAGAAACAGUCUUUUUCUACCUUUCUCUCAGUGAAAUCUGCUGGUGGUGAAAUGUUUACCUAGGCCAUUGAUAUUAAUAAUGCUUUCGAGGAGUUCUAUCUUGAUCUCUAUAGCUACAUGUCUUCAUCUACUGAUGUAGAUAUUAGACAUUUUGUGGAACCAUUAGAACGCCCUAAACUGACGGCUGAGCAAAAAAGUUCUCUUGAUUCUGAGAUAAACUUUUAGGAGCUUGGUGAGGUAAUUAAGGCCUUGCCUGCAGGCAAGGCUCUGGGCCCAGAUGGCUUUGCCGCUGAAUUUUUUAGAUCUUAUGCUACAGAACUGGCUCCACAUUUGUUAGAAGUUGAUAUGGAAUCAUUAAAGAAUGGAAAGCUUCCGACAACCAUGAAACAAUCCAGGAUCAGUCUGAUUCUUAAAAAGGACAAAGAUCCAAGUGAGUGUAAGAGUUACCGUCCAAUUUCCCUGAUCCAGCUAGAUGUAAGAAUAUUGUCAAAAAUUCUGGCUAACCGAUUAAGUUAUGACAUCUCUUAUUCAUAUAGAUCAGGUGUGGUUUAUUCGGGGCCAUAGCUCUUCUGAUAACAUUAGGCGUUUCAUCAAUAUCAUGUGGUCAGUGGCGAAUGAUCAGACUCUGGUCGCUGCCAUCUCACUUGAUGCCGAAAAGGCUUUUGAUAUGGUAGAAUGGGAUUAUCUUUUUAUGAAUUUGGAAAUAUAGGGUUCGGGAAUAAUUUUAUUGGAUGGAUUAAGUUACAUUAUAGACACCCGGUAGUGGCGGCACAAACAAAUGGAUUAAUUUUAGAUUAUUUUACUCUGUACAGGGGCACCUGGCAGGCUUGCCCUCUUUCCCCAUUAUUGUUCUGUCUUGCCCUGGAACCAUUAGCAGCCGCGAUAAGAAAGGAAGAUGAUUUUCCAGGGGUGGUGGAAACAGGGCAUUAAGUAUUUGAGCAUUUUAUUCCCAGCAAAUUUGUCUGAUUUAUUUAGAGUUAAUUUUGACCCCUUAAUAAAAAGGUUUUCGAGCGAUGUGGGCAGGUGGGCUUCAUUACAUUUAUCUAUGAUUGGGAAGGUUAAUGUUAUUAAAAUGAAUUGUUUUCCAGAAAUUAACUACCUGCUACAAUCUCUCCCUGUGGAUGUCCCCCUGUCUUAUUUCAAGCAAUUUGAUAGCAUAGCGAAGUCCUACAUUUGGAAUGGUAAGCAUCCUAGAUUACAUUUUAAUAAGUUACAUAGCCCGACUGACAAAGGUGGGCUUGGCCUACCCAAGAUUUUGUUUUAUUAUUAUGCAUUUGGUCUCAGACAUUUGGCUUAUUGGUCGCUUCCACCUGAGAGAGCCCAUCACUGGUUUUGUAUUGAACAGGAAGUUCUUGCUCUUAUUUCACAAUUGCAAAGUCUUUCUAUCAAACUAAUCUGAGAAGUUAAGUUACACCCCGUUAUCUCGUAUUUGCACUCGGUAUGCACAAAAGUGUCCAGAGUGUUUAAUUCGGACAUUUAUUUAAAUGUUGCCUCAAGCAUAUGGUUGAACCCUAAAUUAUGUUUUAGUAAGUCCCCUUUCUGCUGGUCAGAGUGGAUUGUGAGGCAGGUUGCUACACUCGGUGGCCUAUAUGAGAGUGGAGUUUUGAGAUCUUUUGAAAAUUUGGUUAAAAAUUUUGGGAUUCCCAGAUCUCAGUUCUAUAGGUAUUUACAGCUGCGCCACCUGCUCUGUAUUGUUUUUGGGAGUAGCAAUGUUU
Molecule: messenger RNA, 3468 nt
Organism: Myxocyprinus asiaticus (Chinese sucker)
Lineage: Eukaryota; Metazoa; Chordata; Actinopteri; Cypriniformes; Catostomidae
Product: receptor-transporting protein 3-like
Exons: 2
Coding region: 46-540 (164 amino acids)
Biological process (GO): protein targeting to membrane; protein insertion into membrane
Molecular function (GO): olfactory receptor binding
Source: RefSeq, a predicted model, not a curated record